AUGACUUUCGCCGCCCCUUCGUUGCACCAGAUUGAAAUAAGUGCAAUCAGUGGGCGUUUUGAUGUCAUUACCUACGAAACAAAUCCCCUUGGAUCAUCUGGCCAGGAAAACAGUCCCCCUCUAAACAUGAAUGGAUUGUUGCCAGGGACAGUAUAUAAUAUAACAGUUAAUGUCAAUGCAUCUUUCCCUACUGAAUGUGAACCUUCUGGUUUCAAAACAGCAACUGCUUCGGAAAUAUACGCCACAGAACCAGCAGCUCCUGAUAUUUCUGACGUCGAAAUUCUUAUAACCGAUAAAACCGUAAGAUUCCUUGCAAGUGGGAUGGGAAGAUCUGUGAAAGCUACUGAUGGAUACAUUGACGGAUACUUCUACAGCAACGAGCACGGAACAUCAUCGAGUGGUUUAGUAGGAAUGGGGGAGAAUAUUGUUAUUGAGGAUCUGCAGCCUGCAACAGCGUACAAUUUUUCAUUUUACUCAUUCAUCGAAGCUAUUGGGGGAGUGAACGGAUCAACAGCUGCAGUAGUUUCAAACGUCUGCACAGCACCUUCAACGCCAGAGUUUGCGCUUCAAACUAGCAUGAGCUCCCUAGUAGUCAAUUUGGACCCGAGUUCUAGGGCAGACCAGUUCAAAAUCGAGUUACAACCUCCAGUGACGCCAGCUGUAACUGUUGACGGGAGCAUAUUGAAUCACAGCUUCGACAACAUUCAACCGGGCACUGAGUUCAACGUGACAGUGACUGCAAUCAUGGGUUCUAUUACUACCUGCUCACAGAAUCAUUCAGUGUCCAAGUCUAAAAUUUCAUGCACAGGGCUCUUGCUUCCAAUUAAUGUCAAACUUGGAGAUAUGACACGUGACACAGUUACAGUUGAAAACAUCAGUGGAAACUUUGAUGAGUUCACCGUGAAAAUCGAGACUUCGGGAAUAGUUUAUAAUGAAGUAGAGAUAAACCGAAGUGACCUUCCUCUUCAGGAACGAGGUCUACCUAGUGGAACUGAAGUGAAUGUUACAGUUAAAGUUAACUUGCACCCUGAUCAACUCUGUCCUUCAAUUGACCCGCAGGAUGUCUUAACAACUGUCGCUCAGUGCACAGUUCCUUCACCACCUGAUUUGUCCAAUGUUGGAAUCGCUGCCGAGCAAAACUCGAUAACCAUCUUGGCAGCUACUUCUGGAUCCAAAGUCCAGGCAUCAGAUGGUCACUUAGAUGGAUACUUCUUCGAGGAGGUUCCAGGACUGGUGGACGUUGGGAGAACUCGUCUUACCGAUGAUGUCACAAUAAGUGGAAUGCAGCCGGCAACAUCUUAUAAUCUUUCCUUUUUUGGAUUUAUAGACGCUUGUGGUGGAGUAGACAGCACUCAGACAACAACGCUACAAUAUAUUUGCACCGCACCUGAAUCACCUCGGAUGUCGCUGACCGAGCCUGACAACCGCACUCAAUUGACAAUAAACCUGACAUCAGACUCUGGUGACAAUUACAAAAUUAUCAUUGAACCGUCUGCACCUGUCAAUCAAGUGGGUGAUUUGAUUGCAUAUCACGAGUUUCCUUAUACUGUUGGAGGUCUGCAGCCAGGGGUAUCGUACAACGUCACAGUAGAAGCGAUCGUCGGCACCAAAACAACUUGUGUCAGAAACGAGACGGCUUCGACCACAGCUACAAUUUGCACAGUGCCUAAGAGUCCAGAAAUUGAGUUGCUCUCUAACGGCACCGGAUCACUCAUUCUGCUGAUGGAUCCGUCAUCAAUGACAGCAGACCAGUAUGACGUGGAAAUAGAUCCAAGCAUAGUGUCGAAAAUCUCUCUCGAUGACUCAGGUUUUCCUCACACGAUAACUGGGUUGCAGCCGGCUACUGUUUAUGAGGUGACUGUCACUGCUGUAACUGGGUCUGAGAGCUAUUGUCCUGAUCAGCGAACGGAGUCAACUUCGGCCACUGGAUGCACGGCUCCUGCUGUUCCAAACUUAACCGCUGCUCAAACAUCAUCAUCCAGAGAUUCAAUCACUAUUCUGGGAUCCCUGUCGUCUGUGCAGCCAAGUAAUGGAUCUCUGGACGGCUACUACUACGACAACAACACUGGCUACUCUAUAUCUGGAGUAGCUGCACUGAACGAAGACCUUGUGGUGUCUGGACUGGACCCUGGAUCUCAGUAUAACUUGUCGUUCUUCGGGGUUUUCAGUGGAUGCGGUGGGGUCAGUAGUGCAAAUGCUGCAGUUUUAGUGGACGUUUGUACAGCUCCGGUGGUUCCUGCAUUUGAAAUCACUGCAAACGAAACUGAACUGAAAAUAGAGCUUAACGACUUGUCUGAAAGAGCAGGCGACGUUUUCCAAGUUCAAGUUUCCUCGUCUGAAGACCCUUACGGUGUUCUAUAUGAAUACGAAAUACCCAGAAGUCAGUUUUCAUCUCUCUCAGUACCUGGCUUGACUUCCGGAGAAUGUUAUGUGGUUUCAAUAAAUGCUACUAUCGGCACAGCCAGAAACUGCUAUAAGCUGGAGUUCUCUAAUGAUUCGUCCCUUCACUGCACGAUUCCAUCCACUCCCAAUAUCGAUAAUGUAAAGAUACUCUCAUCAGAGCGGUCAUUCACAAUCCAAGCAUCUACUGCUGGCAACUCAGUGACACCAUCCAAUGGAAACCUAGAGGGCUACUUCCUCAAACUCACAAACACAACUAGCGAACUCGCUGAACUUAAUCAAGAUAUCACGAUUCGAAACUUACGGCCUGAUUCUCUGUACGAGGUUGAGUUUUAUGGGUUUAUUGAAAAUGGAGAAGUAAACUCAACCGAAUCUUCAAAACUCAAUAUCUGCACAGCCCCAAAACUGCCUCGAUUCGGUCUGCUGGCGCCUGAGUAUAACCAGUUUGUAAUCAAUCUACUGAAUGAGUCACUAACAGCAGACAGCAUAACUGUCCUGAUCGACCCUCCGCAUGUCGCGAACUCAACCAACUUGUCAGUGUCUGAUUUCCCCUACUUGAUCGACAACCUGGAACCAGUCACUUUCUACAACAUCACUCUAAUUGCAGAAACCGGAUCCCUUAAAAACUGUGUGGCUCAAACGUAUUCGUCGCAAUCCAGAGCUCUAUGUACUACGAAUGCUCCGGACACUACAACACUAGAAGUUCUGCACACGACAACGCCGGUAUUCGUUGCAACAACAAAUGACACGACAACGUCGCCCGAGCCAACAACAUCCACCCCCGAAGUAACGACGCCAGAACCAACGACGUCGACCCCCGAAGCUACGACAUCAACCCAAGAACAAACAACCAACCCGCAACCAACAGCGAGCACUGAAGUAACAACAACAGAGCCAGAAAACUGUACGGCAAUCGUAUUGCCGAUAAAACCGACGACAGAAAAUCUAGAAUGUCCCGUCGUGGGAGGCGUUGAAGUAAAACACGAAAUUCCACUGUGGGUUUGGGUGCUUCUAUGUGUACUAGGCCUGAUUAUCCUCCUUUUGAUCAUUAUUAUAAUAAUUAUCACAGCAAUGGCAAAACGUGGUGGAAACAGCUCGUUAGACGCAACAUCCGAAACAUCCGCUGGCAGUGUUAUGCCUCUCAUUGUUGGCUCUCAAGUUGCAAACCAGGAAAAAAUGUUGCCAAUAAUAAUGGGAACUCCAGAGCCGGUGGCGUCUAGAACGCCAAAUCGAGCUCCACCACAGUUGAAUGCAAAUGUUUUGAGCCACCUAAAAGCUCCUGCUUUCAUACCACCUGUACCUCGUUCUAAAUCACCAUCUGGGUCGAAUCCUCCAUCUGCUCCUCCUGCACCCUCUUCAGUGACUACUCAUGGAUACUACAGUAACCCACAAGGUACAGAUACAUCAGAAUCUUCCGACAAUCAGGAUCAGAGUGAUACUUCAGAGGACGAAACGAGCCAAAAUACUCCAGAAAAUUUGAAUCUUGAAACGGUGGAAGAGAAUGUAGAACCAAUAUUAUCACCGACUGCAGUGGGAGUCAAUAAUGUUAAAACUCCUGAGAAGCUGUCUGAGAGCUCAUCUGAAGAGGAAUCGGAUGCAAGUGUGCCGUCAGGAAUUCCAAGUCCAGGGGAGUUUCGGAGUCGAGUUAUGGGAACUAUGGGUCUCAUUCAUGGCCAAAAUGGACAGAAACUAAUGUCGUCGGCAUAUGUGCCGACUAAUCAAACUUCAACUGCCAGCGCCAAUUUCGGAGGAGGCAACUUCAAACCGCCUCUAGGAAGGCUGCCUGAAGACAUGAUUGAAGGUGAUUCGACUUCGGAUCAGCCCUCCCGAGCACCAAGGCCGAGUGCGUUUCAAAAACUUCAGAUAGGAAGUGGAGGAGUGAUCCAAGUUCAAAGAGUUGCAAACGAAAAUGUAGCGUCUCAUUCCGGAAACCACUUAAACUUUACGGCGGAAGAACCGAAAGAUAACGCGCCGAAAAAAAAGAAAGGCGGUAAAGCAAAGUCAUCAAGUGGCCAGAAGAAGCAAGCGAAGAAGACUCGUCCUAUUUCCUAUUCGUCGAGAAAAAAAUAAAGAAAAAAG
Molecule: messenger RNA, 4479 nt
Organism: Symsagittifera roscoffensis
Lineage: Eukaryota; Metazoa; Xenacoelomorpha; Acoela; Convolutidae
Product: fibronectin-like
Exons: 13
Coding region: 1-4470 (1489 amino acids)
Molecular function (GO): protein binding
Source: RefSeq, a predicted model, not a curated record